ACUAUCUUUGCGCUAGUGCCAGUCAGUCAUCCGUCGAAUCACGAUCGUGUAGUCAGUUUUAAGUUAUUCUCACGAUAGUAAGAAUGUCGGUCGGUUAUAGAAAGGUGCCACCCGAGGGUGGCUGGGGUUUGCUGGUCGGGAUCGGAAUGGCCGCUAUGUUCACGGUUUCGCUAGGUUCUUUGCCCUCGUUUGGGCUGAUGUAUGGAGACUUUUUAACCAGCCUUGGUGAAGAGACGAGCGCAAUCGCGCUGAUUACAAGUUGUUUCUUCAGUGCACUAAGCUUCGCGGGGCUUUUCACUAACACGCUUAUGAAGAAGACAUCCUGCCGGACAGUUGGCUUGAUUGGAGCCUGCCUGUAUGUGGUUGGUAGUUUCUUAACGAUUUUUGUCAGAUCCACCAAUGAACUGUUGGUGUCAUUUAGUAUAUUUCAAGGAGCUGGGUUUGGUCUGAUGAUUCCCGUUUCUUACACCACAUUCAAUGCUUAUUUCGUGGAGAAGCGCGUGGUUAUGAUGAGCAUUUCGCAAACCUUGAUAGGUUUGGGUACAAUGUUUUAUCCAAUUUUCAUUCAAAAAACUAUGGAAGCAUACGGCUUUCGAGGUUGUAUGGCAGUUCUUGCGGCAGUGAAUAGCCACACAGUGGUAGCAAUGCUGGUAAUGCAACCCGUAGAAUGGCACCUAAAAAAGGUGCACGUUGAAGAAGAAGAAAUUCAAAUCACAGAAAAACCUAAAGUUGAGGCUCCCUCUGACAAGACCGCACAUGAUGCAAAAUUACUAAGAGUUAAGGAGACAAAUCGUUCGCGAAGGGCAUCCUCGAUUCCCGGUCUCGGAAACUGGUCCGGUCCGGUUGUCGUCAGCGACUCUACUGAGCGUGAUAAAAAACCAUCCACCAAAUGGCAAGUUCUGGUGGACUUCUUGGAUCUCACCCUGCUGAAGGAUCCGAUCUAUGUCAACAUCGUUCUUGGCAUCUCAUUCGCACUCUACUCGGAUCUGGCAUUCUUCACUCUGCAGCCGAUGUAUUUGUUCAUGAUAGGAUUUACCAAACCGGACGUUUCUCUAAUCAUCGCCAUCGGAGCCGGAGCGGAUCUGCUAUCGCGCGUUUUUCUGGCCAUUUCCAGCACAUGUUUAAACAUUAAGGCUCGCUACGUCUAUCUGGCUGGGGCGCUUUUCACCAUCAUGGCACGUUUCGCAUUUUUGUUCGUUACCGAUUUUUACGGCAUGGCUAUCAUAACAGCCAUAAUGGGAUUCCUGCGAACCUGGAUACAUGUUCCGCUGCCGUUGGUAUUUUCGGAAUAUCUGCCCCAAAAACGAUUUCCGUCCGGUUACGGUUUGUUUAUGUUCCUGCAGGGGAAUAUUACGUUUGCAGUAGGACCGAUUGUUGGCUACAUCCGUGACGUUACCGGAAGUUACUCGAUUUCGUUCCACUGUCUAACACUGUUCAUGGCAUUAUGUGUAUUUCCUUGGCUGUUCGAGAUUGUUUACUACUGGCUCAAGGCAAAAGCUCUGAAGGUCGCUGGACAGCGAGCAGCUUCCGUGGACAUACGUCUGGAAGCGAUGGAUGGCCAGUCGACUAGCUGAAUGCGCUGAAGCUGAAUUAUUUUUCUAAAAUAAUGCUUCCUAGAACUCAUGCAACGGGAGAAUUUUACCGUUGUUGUCAACUGAUUGUAGCGAGGUGGAUCCCAACCUUUCUGGCUC
Molecule: messenger RNA, 1691 nt
Organism: Wyeomyia smithii (pitcher-plant mosquito)
Lineage: Eukaryota; Metazoa; Arthropoda; Insecta; Diptera; Culicidae
Product: monocarboxylate transporter 7
Exons: 6
Coding region: 84-1574 (496 amino acids)
Biological process (GO): transmembrane transport; monocarboxylic acid transport
Molecular function (GO): monocarboxylic acid transmembrane transporter activity
Source: RefSeq, a predicted model, not a curated record